Molecule: messenger RNA, 1006 nt
Organism: Arabidopsis thaliana (thale cress)
Lineage: Eukaryota; Viridiplantae; Streptophyta; Magnoliopsida; Brassicales; Brassicaceae
Gene: HEC3
Product: basic helix-loop-helix (bHLH) DNA-binding superfamily protein
Exons: 1
Coding region: 40-714 (224 amino acids)
Biological process (GO): regulation of DNA-templated transcription
Cellular component (GO): nucleus
Molecular function (GO): DNA-binding transcription factor activity; protein dimerization activity
Source: RefSeq, marked reviewed
CAAGCAUUAAAAUUUUUACGAACCAAACAAACAAAAAUUAUGAAUAAUUAUAAUAUGAACCCAUCUCUCUUCCAAAAUUACACUUGGAACAACAUCAUCAACAGCAGCAACAACAACAACAAGAAUGAUGAUCAUCAUCAUCAACAUAAUAAUGAUCCAAUCGGUAUGGCCAUGGACCAGUACACACAGCUCCAUAUCUUCAAUCCUUUCUCUUCUUCUCAUUUCCCUCCUCUCUCUUCUUCCCUCACAACCACCACUCUUCUCUCCGGAGAUCAAGAAGACGACGAAGACGAAGAAGAACCUCUAGAGGAACUCGGUGCUAUGAAGGAAAUGAUGUACAAGAUCGCAGCCAUGCAAUCGGUUGACAUCGACCCAGCAACCGUCAAGAAACCCAAACGCCGUAACGUGAGGAUCUCCGACGACCCUCAGAGUGUGGCGGCUAGACAUCGCCGUGAGAGAAUCAGUGAGAGGAUCAGAAUUCUUCAGAGACUCGUGCCAGGUGGCACUAAAAUGGAUACGGCUUCAAUGCUCGAUGAAGCUAUACGCUAUGUCAAGUUCUUGAAACGGCAGAUCCGGCUACUCAAUAAUAAUACCGGAUAUACUCCUCCGCCGCCGCAAGAUCAAGCUUCUCAGGCGGUGACGACGUCAUGGGUUUCACCGCCACCACCGCCAAGUUUCGGCCGUGGGGGAAGAGGAGUAGGAGAAUUAAUCUAGACAAGAUGACAUUUCCAUUAGUAGUAACUAAAUUAUGCUAUAAUGUGUGAGUAAUGGUGCAAUUAUGGAAAGUGUUUAUAUAUAAUAAAAAUGGAUACGAAAUAAGGGUUUGUUAGGAUAUAUAAUAUAUUGUUGUUGACCGUGAAAAGGUUGUGGAAUAAUCAUAACGGUUAGCUUGAGUUGUGUACCACCAUAUAUUUAAUAUUAUGUUAUCAUUUCGUAUAUAAUAAUAAGUUCUUGAUUUGGAGUUUGGUUGUAUACAAGUUUUGGCCGGGCAUUUUUCGGGCAUAAG